Messenger RNA from Alosa alosa (allis shad), 2397 nucleotides. It is a transcript of the gene mab21l1, whose product is annotated as mab-21-like 1. The transcript has a single exon. The coding region runs from base 449 to 1528 and encodes 359 amino acids. NCBI's taxonomy places the organism in Eukaryota, Metazoa, Chordata, Actinopteri, Clupeiformes, Clupeidae. The record is from RefSeq and is a predicted model, not a curated record.
CACUGGAAGACGCUACCGCCAACACACUCCAAAAAGGCACCGUGCACUUUUUUUAUCCUUAUCAAAAUCUGGGAGCCGUGAUUACAGAAAACACAGACAACGGGACAAGCUGUUUAGACUACUGAGAGAAAGCGCAUGCAACUGUCCGACUACAGACCUCUCUGGUGUGAUGGACUUUUGAUUGCAACUCGCUGAAAAACAACGAAUUGAAAGACUUUCUUUUGGUGCACUGGCAUUCGGAAGGCUGAUGAUUUAAUUCGGUGACCUCAUUGCUCAUGUGCCCCGAGCACAAAUAACAAGCUUGUUUGUUAUUUUACAAUAAAUAUACAGAUUUUUUUCUCUUAAUAGUUUUCUUUCUUCUCUAAAAUUGGCUCCCGUACAAACAGCCGCGUUGGAUCCCUCGGGUUACUGCGAGACUCCGGUAUACAAUCCGGAUCUCUGCCCAAAUAUGAUAGCAGCCCAAGCUAAACUGGUAUACCAUCUCAACAAAUAUUACAACGAGAAAUGCCAGUCUCGCAAGGCAGCUAUCUCCAAGACCAUCCGAGAGGUGUGCAAGGUGGUGUCGGAUGUCCUGAAGGAGGUGGAGGUUCAGGAGCCGAGGUUCAUCAGCUCCCUGAGCGAAAUGGAUAACCGUUUCGAGGGUCUGGAGGUGAUAUCUCCGACAGAGUUCGAAGUGGUCCUCUAUCUAAAUCAGAUGGGAGUGUUCAACUUCGUAGACGACGGCUCCCUUCCGGGCUGCGCCGUGCUAAAGCUCAGUGACGGCCGCAAGAGGAGCAUGUCUCUGUGGGUCGAGUUCAUCACCGCGUCCGGUUACCUCUCAGCACGCAAGAUCCGCUCCCGGUUUCAAACGCUCGUGGCCCAGGCCGUUGAUAAGUGCAGUUACAGAGAUGUGGUCAAAAUGGUCGCAGACACGAGUGAGGUGAAGUUACGCAUUAGAGACAGAUACGUGGUCCAGAUUACCCCGGCUUUCAAAUGCACUGGUAUAUGGCCACGCAGCGCGGCUCAUUGGCCUCUGCCCCACAUCCCUUGGCCGGGUCCAAACCGGGUCGCAGAGGUAAAAGCCGAAGGUUUCAACCUCCUAUCUAAGGAAUGCUACUCGUUAAACGGUAAGCAGAGCUCGGCUGAAAGUGACGCCUGGGUCUUGCAGUUCGCAGAGGCCGAAAACCGCCUCCUUUUGGGAGGAUGUAGGAAGAAAUGUCUGUCGGUUCUGAAAACACUGCGUGACCGUCACCUUGAACUCCCUGGGACGCCACUCAACAACUACCACAUGAAAACUUUGGUCUCCUACGAGUGUGAAAAGCAUCCCCGGGAGUCGGACUGGGACGAAAACUGUCUAGGGGAUCGACUUAACGGAAUUUUAUUGCAACUUAUUUCGUGUUUGCAGUGCAGGAGAUGUCCCCAUUAUUUUCUACCUAACUUAGACCUUUUUCAAGGAAAACCGCAUUCCGCCCUGGAAAACGCGGCCAAACAGACUUGGCGACUGGCAAGAGAAAUUCUAACCAACCCUAAAAGCUUGGAGAAACUCUGAGGUAAAAUCAUAAUAUGUUUGUACAAAAUGUGCACUAUAUGUGGACUAUUCGCUAGUCCAAAGGCCUAGACGAAGUUUAUCACGAACUACAGAACAGAAUGACCAUUGCUGUUCAGACAUAUCCACAGUCUUAUGUGUGCACCUAUUGGCCUACUUCAUGAACAAUUAUUUCAGAUACGUUGUCUAAAAUAGUUUUCAUGCCAAGAAAUUACUGUCAUGACCUUAUAAUUUGUGAUGUCAUCAUUUGGCCACAUAAAUGCAUCAACAAUCAAAUUUGGAGGCUAAUAUGUCAGUGUUAUUUUCUUCUACCAUCUAACGGUUUCUCCUUAAAUGCUUUAAAUAAAGCCCGUAAUGAGCCUUGAUAAAACCUUAACUGUACAUUUUUAUACUGUAAAUAGGCAACAUACAUUCAUAGAUUGUGAUUCCAGUGGUCUGAAAAAAAAUUGUGAAUGUUGUUCUGUGACACGUAAAAAUAGAGUUCAGUUCCACCUGUUUAAGGAUAACGCCUGAUCCCCCCUUCCCCCCAUACAGAAAACAAUUUAGUAAUGCAUCAGUGCUAGUUUAUCAAUGUACGUGGAACGUUUCUUAUUUUUUAUUUUAUUUUAGCUUACAUUUUGAUGGUACGUAUUUGUUCAAUUGAAACAUUCCAUAAAUAUACUUGAAUCAUUAUUUAAUCUAUAUCUGACCAGUUUGUUUAUACUUUGUCUACAUGGUUAAAGCUGAAAAUAAGGAAAUAUAUAUAAAAAGAUAUCUGAGAAAUGCACUUAAAAUACACUGGAAUAUAAUUUUUUUGUGAUUUGAUUUUUUUUAUUUCUGUCUCUGAAUUUAUUUAAAGAGUUAAUAAAAACUGAGUCAUAUUUGUGUCCCAA